AUGAAGGUAAUGAACUACUAUGGACCACUUUUAGCUCUACCACCUAUUUCUUUAGAAAGUAGUUAUGAUAUAUCUAAUUUAACUGGAGUUGUUUAUAGUGGAAUUGCUGAGUUCGUGAAUUCUCGAAGUAUUGAAGCUGCCGGCAAGGCAUUUUUUGACAAGUAUGAGAGAUGCACUGAUAGAAAAGUUCAGAAUACUGAAAGGAGGAUCUUAAAUCCUAAAGAAACCACAAGAACAGAGUAUCUUUAUUCUAAAUUGAAUGAAUCGAAGUAUGGAACUAGUAAGAAUAAGUCUAACAACAUAGCAACAAGUAUUGUAACUCUUAGCCGUCUAAAAGAAUUGGUGAAGGAACCAAAAACUUUAUAUGAUAAAUUGGGAAUUUUGGAGAUAUCAGAUACCAAAGAAAUUAAGAAAGCUUAUAGGAAAUUAGUAUUAGCCUACCAUCCAGAUAAACAAAAGAAUAAAGCAAGUUUAGAUACUACAAAAAUUAAUCACGAUAGUAUUAACUCAAAUCCAUUUUUAGCUAUACAAGAAGCUUAUGAGAUUUUAAGUAACCCAAUUUUAAAACAAUCAUAUGACUCUGCCCUACCAUUUGAUGAGUCCAUUCCAACUUCAUAUACUGGAGAAAAAGGAAAUUUUGAAAUAUUUAAAUCUACAUUUGAACCUGUAUUUAAAAGAAACUCACGUUGGUCUUUAAAUAAGCCAGUUCCUAGUCUUGGUAAUGUAGACGAAACUUUGGAAAAAGUUGAAUCAUUUUAUAGAUUUUGGAGAAGUUUUCAGACUUGCAGAGAUUUCAGUAUUCAUUAUGAGUAUGAUAUAAGCCAAUCAGAAUGUAGAGAAGAAAAGAGAUGGAUGGAAAGACAGAAUUCAAAGAUCAGAACAAAAUAUUUGAAUCAAGAAGUUUCUAGAAUAAACAAGCUGGUUGAAAUGGCAUAUAAACAUGAUCCAAGGAUAAUAGCUUAUAAGGAAGAGCAGAAAGUAAAGAAAGAACAAGAGAAAAUGAGGAGAGAAAAAGAAAAACUUCAGAAAUUGGAAGAAGAGCAAAAAUUACGUGAAGAAAUACAACAAAAGGAAGAAGAUAUUAAAAAGAGGGCUGAACAACUGAAAUAUAAGACUAAAUCUCUAAGAUUAUCAAUUAGGACUCAAAUUAGGAAAGCUUGUAUUUUAGAAGAAUUAUUUGAGUUCAAUACAAACUUUUUCAGUUUUAUAGAUGGUAUAAAUAUAUUUUUACAAAUGAAUGAAAAUUGUUCAUGUUUAUUUUUAGAAAAUUUAAAUAAGAAGAUUGAAGGUUUUAAGCAAUCUAUUUUGAAUUCAUCCAAUUCAGACGAUGAUUUUAUAUUUAAAACAAUAAGCUACAAACAGUGGAAUGAUUGGCUUUUAAAAAAUAAUGAAACUGAGCUAGAAAUUUUAGAUAAUUUUAUUGAUAUAUGGCUUACCAAUUAUUAUUCUGAAACAAAGACUCAUGAGUUGGCUGUAAUUUUCUGUAUGGUAUUAGGAAUUCCACAAAUAAAUCUCGCUAAAUCAAAUACAAUAGAAAAAGUAAUAACUGAGAAUAUUGAGAAAAAGAAUGUACAGAGCUCUAAAUGGACUAUAUCGGAAUUAAGUCUUUUAGCAAAAGCUUUACAAAAAUAUCCGGGAGGUGUUAAUAGAAGAUGGGAAUUAGUUACAAAAUUUGUUGGAAAUACAAAGACAAAGGAAGAGAUUUUAAUUAAGGUAAAAGAACUAUCUGAGGCUGAAAAAUUAGCAAAGUUAUCAUCGGAGAUUGCAGAAGAAUCAGCAUUUGAUGUUUUUCUAAAUGUAAAUAAGGGUGUAUUUAAGAAAUGUGAUAAUAUACCGGAUAUUAGGGAUUUAGCAGAUAUGUCAAAUAACAGUAAUAUUGAUAGAAAACCAAAGUUUAAAAGUGAAGAUAUAUGGACUGAAGAGCAGCAAACUUGUUUUGAAGUAGCACUAAGAAAGUAUCCAACAUCUCUACCUGCUAAAGAAAGAUGGGAGAAGAUUGCUUCUGAAGUACCAGAUAAAACAAGUUCACAAUGUAUAGCAAGGUUUAAAUUUAUUAGAGAGCAAAUCAAAGCCAAAUUAAAUACUAGAAAGACCUAG
Cryptosporidium muris RN66 is the source of this 2097-nucleotide messenger RNA. Its product is annotated as DnaJ domain-containing protein. Lineage: Eukaryota; Apicomplexa; Conoidasida; Eucoccidiorida; Cryptosporidiidae. The transcript has a single exon. Gene Ontology annotation, molecular function: Hsp70 protein binding; ribosome binding. Gene Ontology annotation, cellular component: cytosol. Gene Ontology annotation, biological process: regulation of translational fidelity; 'de novo' cotranslational protein folding. The record is from RefSeq and is a predicted model, not a curated record. The coding region runs from base 1 to 2097 and encodes 698 amino acids.